AUGAAUUCUCAAGAAAUAACAUCAAAAAAGAAUUGUGCUAGAUCGUAUCCCGUUGGUGUUCGACUGAGAAAAAAUGAUAAAUUUGGAGCUGAAAUCAGACAUCCAAUCAAAAAGAAAAACAUUUGGUUGGGUACUUUUGGCAGUGUUGAUGAAGCUUCUGCAAGAUACAAGUCCAAGAAGCGCGAAUUUGAAGAAUUGAUCCUAGCUAAAAGAUCAAAAAGUGAUCAGAUUUCUGAAAAAUCUGACAAAAAGACUUGUUCAGAUGAUGGAUCUAAAAAAAAUUCAUCAAUGGGUGUUACUGAAAACUCGUAUCCACCAAAGGGAGUUGAGGAAAAAAUCACUGAAGAAAUUGGGAGAGAAACAGAUGAAGAACUAUUUAAGGGGACCUGGGUAAAAGUUUCAGACGGCAGGGAAGUGAAAGUUUCACAUAAGUUAGAGGUUCCAGUUGUUGAUAACUAUGGAUAUUUGGUUGGUGAAUUUAGUGCUAUAGAUGAUCUUAGCACAGAUAAGUAA
Solanum pennellii is the source of this 513-nucleotide messenger RNA. RefSeq names its product ethylene-responsive transcription factor ERF117-like. Bases 1 to 513 code for a protein of 170 amino acids. Gene Ontology annotation, molecular function: DNA binding; DNA-binding transcription factor activity. The transcript has a single exon. Gene Ontology annotation, biological process: regulation of DNA-templated transcription. The record is from RefSeq and is a predicted model, not a curated record. NCBI's taxonomy places the organism in Eukaryota, Viridiplantae, Streptophyta, Magnoliopsida, Solanales, Solanaceae.